AUGUAUCAUUUAACUUUGAUGACAAUUUGCUGUCUGCUCAUUUGUUGCUGCGUGGAAGCUGCUUUUAAGGACUUUGUUAUAGGAGCCGAAUCAAAAGAGCGUGUGAAUCAAAAUGACUUAUCUUUUGGCUGUGAAGCGGAAGAGGAGCAGGAGCAGCAACUCAUGGAUUUGCAGGAUAUGAUGCAGGAAGGCAUUGGAGAUACCCAGCAAUUGCUCAGCGUGUUGCUGCAACAUGCCCAACGUCUGGGACUCUGUCUAGAGCAAUUUGCACAAUUGCAUUCUAUGGAGCAUGCUGAUCCCUUCGAUGCGGAAGUUGGCUGCAGUGCAGCAGAGUCGCUCAGCUACGGCGAGCAGCCUAGUUGGUAUGAUGUGUUCUUCAACUGA
Messenger RNA from Drosophila innubila, 384 nucleotides. RefSeq lists its product as uncharacterized. The record is from RefSeq and is a predicted model, not a curated record. Lineage: Eukaryota; Metazoa; Arthropoda; Insecta; Diptera; Drosophilidae. The transcript has 3 exons. The coding region runs from base 1 to 384 and encodes 127 amino acids.